Pocillopora meandrina is the source of this 7499-nucleotide messenger RNA. The record is from the annotation of a GenBank genome assembly. Lineage: Eukaryota; Metazoa; Cnidaria; Anthozoa; Scleractinia; Pocilloporidae.
GGGUCAAUAAAUUUCGGGAAGUUCUGCGAGCUAAGCGUAAUGUCAUCGGGAUAGUUUCGAGACUGAGACUCAAAGACUUCAUGACUUAGCCGUGGAUUAAGGAAGUUGGGUCAAAUAUGUCUGGUGAGGCGACUGAAACACGACUUCACUUCGAGGGAGUUCUCGACAAAGCUGGUAGAAGAUUCUUUGAGGUAUGUGUCGGAAUUUUAAGCUUGCAGAUUUUUAAAUAGCUCGAUUUGCGAUCUUAUGAAGCCUGCACUAUGAUUUUAAGCGUUAUGAAACAUGAUUACGAUAUAAAAGAAAAGAGGAAGGCGAUUUUCCUAACGAAAACAGUGUUCGAGAUCUUGGUUAGAUUAGCUUGAUUUACAUGUAAGCUUACUCUGAUGUAGGAAAGCUCAGCCAACAAGGAAAUUGUGAAAUUUCAGCGGGAGGUCGCUGUUGUUUAUCUGUUCAUCACGCAUCUAAAACUUUUUUAUAUCUUUCACCAGUAAUAAUUCUCAUUUAUUCACAAUUAUCACACUCACUUGACUUCCAAAAGGAUUGAAUAGUACCCAUUAGUUUUAGAUUUCCGUCGAAAACGAAAGUUGGUUGAAGCAGUUUUGAAUUCAGCGCUUUGCUGAAAAGGACAUUGACUAAGUUUCUGGUUCAUUUGCUUAUCCUUCUUGAGAUUUCUUCGUCAAAAAAGAAAAUAAAAACUACUGAUUAAAGAGAGCUAUUUGAAUCACACUAACAUAAGCGUGGUGUUGACUUCCGCUCAGUUUCAUAAUCAAUCUGGCCCCCUAAGUGAUAUCGAUCUUUGAUGUUUCUGUGCAACUUUUGGUAAAAUAGACUCGAGUCGUAUGUGUGAGAAUUAUUACAACCAGGAAUGCUAAAGCGAACAUUUCUGUAAAAUAACACCUCCGUUUGUAAUUGGUUACCAUGAAAGCAAGUGUGAUAACCACCGAUUAAUCCUUUCUUCUCUUGAGAGUAAUGAUAUCAAAAUAGGAUAAUGCUAAAAUGGCAACAAUCGAGCUCAGGUAUAGUUAAGAUGCUUUAACCCUUAGGAGUGACUAGCAUCUAAUUUCUCAUUACAGUUUCACCCCUGAAUCAAACAUAAGGGUUGAAAGAAUAAACAAAAUGAACAUUGACUAAAGAAGCUCUUGGAAGUUUGUUAAACAAAUUCUCCUAUAUCUAUAUAUGAGUAUCUCAUGUAAUGUGAAGAGAAUUGUAUGGAGAAUUUGCAUGCUGAUGUUAGGAUGAAGAGGGUUUGUAAAACCAGACUUGCCACCAGCUAAGUAUUCACUGCUAGCUGAGUAACCAUGGAUACAUUCUACUGUAACUCUCCUGGUGGAUUAUCUUGGAGAGUCUCCUGGAUACAGAAAAUUUAAUCUCCUGUUGGGCUCCUGUGCAGAAGGCAAAUUUUCUGGCUGAGAAAUAAAGGCAAAUUUUGAUCUUUUCAGGAAUAAGUAGAUAGAAAGUAAAUGUUAUCCUCAUCAUUUAUGCAACUGUCACUUUGUGGGGAGAUGUUGCUGUGAAAUAGGUGAUAAAGAAGGGAAGGAAAGUGGAUUAUACUGCUUGUACUUUGAAUGUGUCAUAUUUUCCUGAGUAACAUCCUUUCUAGAUUGGGUGAGUGGGAAAUUUGUCUUGUUUCCAGGAGUGCGUGUGCUAAUGAUAGCCUUGUGGUUUGUAGAGAUGAGUUAACCCUCUUUAAGUUUUCAGUAUUGGCCAUUCCUAUGUGGGGGAAAUGCAUAUUUUAUUUUUCCUAUGUGUUGCAACUAUAACUCAAAGGUAAAUAGUUGAUUUUGCACCCCACAGGUAUGUUUCACUUAAAUAAUAGGAUCCUUGUAGGUGCCUUUGUUUCAUUGAAUUUUGGCCAGAAGUACAGUGUACCCCACAAUUAGUUCUGUGCUGUGAUCACUGUGGAACCUUCUAAAUCAUAAGUUACUUGUGCAGUAUGCAAAAUGUUUCAGUCUUGUAUUGUUCAUAAAUGUAUCUCAACCCUUUUAAUUCCCAGAAUUGAAUUUAACAUGUUACUUCUCCCCAUAAUAUCUCCACAUGAUCUAGCAAACAGGUAAUGAGAAAACUCAAGCUUACAUGUAUCAGAUAGAAGGUGUCAUCUUGAUCUAAAAACAAAAUUCUUGCAACUUAUUUACUUGGAAAUGAAGCAGCCAGAGGGGUGAAUCAAUAAUUAGCUCUUGGGAGUUAAGGGGUUAAACAGCCUCAUUCUGAGGUUUGUUAUGCAUUAGGGGGCAGGGGAUUGCUUUCUAGUGGAGCAGAGAGCUUGGCUCCCACCCCUGAAACUGGGCCUCAGUAAAACAGAUGCCCUAUGUGAGUUUUUUGGUGGUUCUAACCUGCAAACCUCAUGGGUUUUUCUCUUCAUCAAAAAAAAAAAAAACUUGAAAUAUAAGUUGACUCAUGUGGCUUUAAAGUUUGCAUAUGCGUAGGAUCAGCAUUGUUUUAAGCUUUACAUCAUAACAUCAGUAUAUAUUCUUAAUAGUGUUUUCUAUACAUUUCCCAAAGUACUGACAAGGAGAAUUUGUUGAACAAUCAAGAGCUUUUUUUAGUUGAUGAUCAUUUCCUCUAUUCUCCAGACCUCAAUGCAGUGAUUUGGGGUUGAUACUGUAAGAAGAAAUUAAAUGCUAGUCACUUUUAGGGUUAAAAGGGUAAAGUUUUAUGAGUUCAAAUAUAUUAAAAACAUGGUAAAUUUAUUGUUAUUCUUGUUCUACAUGUGCAUUGAUAUGUCACAUGCAAGUUUUAUGUUGGUGAAAUUAAAUGAAUGAUGAUUUGGUCUAGUAAUUAUUAUAUUUUGUGCCACAAUAUUUUUAGGGCUUUAGAAAGAGAUGGUUCACACUAGAUGGACAGGAGUUGAAAUAUUACAAAGCUGCUGAGAAAACAGUAAGAUAAAGGGAGCAAGAUUGAAUUUUGCAACAGAAUUCUGUUUACUAGAUAGACAUGUAUGCCUUUUAUAAAAUACCAUAGAUCAAGACUUUCUUUUGAGCUACUUGUCAGUCAUGUUCAUUAAACAGUCAGUGAUGAAUAUGGAUAUUUAGAAUUUAUGAAUCCUUUUCUUUUUACAGGAAGAAAAUUACCUUGGAACCAUUGAUUUUGGCCAGGUAAUGUUUUUUUAUCAACUGGGGAAGAUCAUGUUGGAAGUACACAUGUGAUAUAACAGAAGACAGAUACUUCAAUAUAACUAAAACUCCAUUUCUACAUCUUCAAUCAAUCAAUUCCUUGAUUUAUUCAUAACACUAAAAUUUCAUUUUGAUUUGAUGUAUUACUGUGCAAAAAAAUCAUUCCUUCACAAUUCACCUCCAUUUCUGGGAUAACCAUUGUAAUAGGUUAAUAAGGAAAGUGCUAUAUCACAUGACAUACUUAAUGACAGUUUUUGGCCAAAUUAAGAGUUAUCUAAAUACAAGUAUAAUUAAUUUAUCUUACAUCUGUUAUCAUUAGGUCAAGGCAGUUAACCCAGUAAAGAUAGUCCACAAUGGCUUUCAGAUUAUCACCAAGAGCAGGACGUACACAUUUGUAAGUACUGCUGAAAUGUCAUGCCAUUCACCUCAAUAACAUACUUAAGUGAAAAGCUCUCCUCCUCUGCCCAUAGUCUACGUGUAGCCUUACCCCCCCUCUAAGGUAAAACUUGCCUCUGUUUCACCUUGGCAGGGGGGGAGGGUACAGCUACAUGUAAGCUACUGCUCCCAGGCCUCCUUAUCCACCCCUCCCUCCCCCAGAGCUUGCUGCAGCAGCAACUAUUUUGUCAAUUGACGAUGUCACCCCUCUAGAGUAUCAUGCCCUCAGGUGUGCUUGUAUCGUCUGUCUGAUCGCCUUCAACUGCACGAUGGAAAUUUCGUGGAGUGGCCGUAUGCCUUCAUAUCUUGUGCCUUUACUUUUACUGUACAGAUGUAGCAAAUGCCAAUGUUCCUUUGAACCUUAAGUGUGACCAGCAUCUAAUUUCUCCUUACAAUAUCACCCUUGAGUCAAACAUUAAGGUCCAAAGUAUAAUGGAAAUGAUCAUCACCUAAAGAAGCUCUUGAUUGUUAAACAAAUUCUCCUUGUCAGCACCUUAGGAAAUGUAUAGAGAACAGUAUGGAGAAUAUGCAUACUGAUGUCAGGGUGUGAAAGGGUUGAAGCCGUCUUGUCUGCCCCCAUUUGAACUCUGCUGUAAGGCAGUCAAAUAGUGCCAUGUGCGCAAGAAAGCAAUAAACUAACGCACAAUGCUUGUGUUACCUUACUCGUUAUGCGCAAAUGAAGUGUUUUGUUGUCCCUUGAAUUUGCUUCUCCAUAUGGCGGUCAAGUUUAGGUACAACUGCAGGCGUAUUUGUAACCGCAAGGUGUACAUUUAUCAGACAACAACCCUUUACUCGAUAAACCACAAUCACAUUUCCGGAUAAAUGUCGCGUAAACCCGCCUACUUCAUCAUGUGAAAGGUCGUAAAUGCAAGUAAUAACCACUUAAAACUCCUUUUUUUUUAACAUUGUAAAUUAUGAUAAGAGUAAACGUUUAAGGAGAGGUUAAGUGUUAAGCCAGCCAGAAGCCAUGAUCUGCUGAGAGUUAUUUUUCGAUUUAAGGUUUCUUGCUCUUUCAGUCCGCUCCAACACCUGAGUUGUUCAACGACUGGGUAAGUGUACUGAGGCAAGCCAUGCAGCUGAAAUCCUUUGAUAUGCGCAGGAACACUAUCAGGUAAGAGAGUUAGAUUUUGAACUGUGAGUUCAAAGUCGAGUUUUGAAAGUAAUCUGGGAUGACAUUAGUUUGUCUCGUCUUUGUUCUUUAAUUGGUUCAGAAACCUCAUCUCAUCCUCUCAAACAAACAGGAUUAUGUCCGUCGGGUUUAUCUCAAGGCGCAGCUUUAAAGUUGGUGAUCGCGAAUUGUGCAUGAAAUCGAUUACAUGAAACGUUAUUUAAGUCGCUUUCAACGUGCGCCUCUUAAGUUUAAUCUUGGAAGCAAAGCGGAAUUUUGCUGGCAUAAGCUCAAGCCCCGUUAAAGUGAAUUUUUUUUUUUCAAGCUGGAAUUUAUGCUAUUUAUUUCAUUCGAGAAACCACUUGUAAAGGAAUACCAAUUGCUGACAGUUUUCUUCUGACGGGUGGCUCGUGUCUGGGCUAAUUGAACGAUAAAUCCUUGAUUAUUAACCCUUUAAACCGUAAGAGUGACCAGCAUCUAAUUUCUCCUUACAGUAAUACUGCUAAGUUAGUCAUCCUGAUUAUAAGAAUAAAGGAAAUGAUCGCCAUCUUUAGAAGCUUUGAUUAUUAAACCAAUUCUCUUUGUUAUUACCAGAAGAAAUUUAUAGAUUAGAGUUUGGAGAAUAUAGAUACUGAUGUUAGGGUGUAAACGGUUAACUGAGAAUUGUCCCACUCUGCUAUUGCAGCAGUCAAAGUUCCGUAGACUCACAGUAUGAAGAAGUCAAAAGCCGGCCAAAUAGAAGCUUCAGCGCUUUAAGCAGCGGUAGCAGUAACUUGAGUUUUGACGAAGAUGAUGCUACUGAUGCCUUGUACUCUAGUGUUGGAGUUCCCACUGAGGUCAAUCCAAGUCAGGGGGAAGACGCGUACAGCUUAGUUGGUGCAUCGACACUUCCCAAAGCUAAGAAAGAUUCAAGCGAUGGUGCAACGUAUGAGUUAGUUGGAUCGAGGCCACCGUCAAAGUCCGCCCCUCCCACUUACGAAAUGGUCCAAGCCGCAGGGAGAUCGUCGCCUUCGAAAACUGUUACUGAAAGCGCUCAUCAAAAACAGACCGAAAAUACAGAAUUGCGCGGUUCUACGCCGGGAGAACAGGACGGUAGCGAGCUUUAUGACGUGGUUCGAGAUACGGGGGAUGUUGGACGAUCAGCCCCAAAGGUGACGGAUGACAAGCCUUCGAGUAAAGAGUGCAAAGAAGGAGAAGAGAGUUCUAAUUCUGACGUAACUGACCUUUACAGCCUCCCGAAAAUUAACAGAAAACAAAAGCCAUCAUCAAUACGUGGUCUUUCCAUCAUUUCAGAAAGCCCAGAUUCUGGGGACGAGCUUGAUUCUCAGUCGCCCGUCGAUGAUGUACCCCCGCCACUGCCUCCCCUGACGGAUGAGUCGCUCGCCAUCGAAGAGAUAAAACGACUGUUGGAAGAAGCAAAGAUGGAAGAGGGAGACAACGAAGCAGAUUAUGAGAAAACGAAUGGAAAAGAUUGCGAGGACGAAGUUUUCCCAGAGAAGAAACGUUCCGCCUUUGAGCAACUGCGGGAGUUUCUGCAGACGCUCGAUUCUACAGAGGAAGAGUAAAACAGUUUUUUAAAGGACUCAUGCUGCUAAAUUAUUUGAUAUUGUAGUACACUUGCCACUUAGUACAGUAGGGAUUUUCAGCAUCUUAUUUCGGCUCGAAAACAGGAACAAAAUUUUGUAGGUAUCAGAAUAUCUUUACAGUUUGUUCAAAGGAAUCCGAGGAAAAACUCGGGGCAAGUUAAGGUAAAACUGUACGUAGAAUCUUAUUUGGAACUCUGCUGACUUUCGCCGGCUCGUCUCCAUUCACAGCAGCCCGCAAAAGCCAUGCGUUUCGAUUGAAUAAUUCGUUUUCUUCGCUUUUGGCGCAGGCAGCAUGUGUUCCCUUUUUGAUUGGCUCAUAGUGUUGGUUUGAUUACACAGAUUCUGUUGAGCUGAUUACUUAAUGAAUUCUAUAGUCAAUCGACCCUUAAUCCUUAAGAGGGUUAUAUUGUAUAGUAGUACCGAAGUCGUCUCUAUGGAGCAGAAAAUUUUAUGAAGCUGAGAUCUCGGCAAAAUGCUCCACGGAGAAACAGAGUCUUUAAAAUAGGCCUCUCUGUGAAACAGAGAAGUAUAACUCACUUUAGUCUUAAUCUUACGCGAAGUAUGUUUGGAAGAUUUUUUUACAUCCAAUGUACGAUUUCGUCCCGAGUGUUGGGACAAUUAAAAGGUUUAUGCGCGAAACAAAGAAACAGGCGGCAAUGUGAAUGUUGUUAGAUAGCAGAUGAAAAAUGGAAAUAAUAUCUAGUGGGAUAAAUAACAUUGAACUCACGGUCUAGGCCCAAGUUCAUGUCAGAUAUGUUUGCUGUUUUGAUCGUUUCAUUGUCUGGCAGAGCUUAGACUUGCUAAGAGGUCUGUGACUGUUUUUGGAAGUUUUCAUUUUCAUCUAUAUAGAACAACAUUUUUAGCAAUCUAAACAAUUAAACAUAAAGUGUCUAAAGAAUGGAACCAGGAUAAUUACGAAAAACGCUAUGUGAUAUUGAAUUAUAUGAGCACCUUUUCACAUGUUUUUUACAUAAGUUAGAAAAAAAAAUGAAGUAAGUGCUGUUAUUUCAUGAGCAGCACGUGAGUCUGCUAAGGUAUAUAACAACUUUUUACCGCCAGUUAGGGAUAACUGUAGAGUUCAUUGUAGGUAUUAAAAAUACUGGUAACAUAUUUUCAUAUUUAAUAAGGAGAUGUACUUUUGAUAUAUAUUUUUAACAACAUUUAAAGCAUGCGCGGAGAAAGGUUUGGCUCAUGUCGUAUUGUUUAAAUUAGAAUCAUCUGCUUGGAAGGAAACUACUUUUUUCAAGACCAGGCUAGAGC